Molecule: messenger RNA, 4593 nt
Organism: Effrenium voratum
Lineage: Eukaryota; Dinophyceae; Suessiales; Symbiodiniaceae
Source: the annotation of a GenBank genome assembly
AUGGCCAACAUCACCACGCAGAUCCAGAGGGUGAACCACGCGGCUUUCUCCCUGAUGGGGGGGCCUGGUGGCUUUGCCAAUGGCAACAUGUCGGCCAGCGACCGCAGCGAAGGGGCAGCCGAGCUCACAGCGGAGCUCCUCAAUAAGGUGCGGGAGGGUUCGAGUGGCUCCACGCUGCUGGGAGCCGCAGCAGAGAGCGGCCACGUGCUGGCAACGCACGCGCUGCUGCUGCAUAAGGCAGAUCCAGCAAUUGCAGAUGCCAAGGGCAACACCCCGCUGCACAAAGCUGCACAGACGGGGAGCUUGUUGACGUCCUUGGUGCUCUUGGACCGCCUGCAGUCCAACGACCGCUCCGCGAGCAUCGCCGCGCUGGCCAACGCCGACGGGGAGACGCCGGAGACGGCAGCGGCCACGGCGGCCGCAGCGGGCGCCAACGUGGAGCUCUACCACGCCUUCGAGGUGUAUCAGAAGAUGCAGAAGGAUGCUCAGCACCGGCAACUGGGCUCAGUCCUGGCAUCGGACCCAACAGGGCAUCGCAUUUCAACCGGGGACGCGGUGGCGCUGGUGGACCUGGCAGUGGAGGUGCCCUCGGCAGCGGAGGCCAAUGCUGCAGCGUUGCUUCGCCGCUGCUGUGUAGGCACUGCGCUGGUGCCCAACCUCUUCCAGCGCAUUCCUGAUGACCAGGAACAGCUUGCAGCCUUGGUUGAAAGGGUUUGCUCCGGGCUGCGCACGGCGGAAGACUUCCUCCGGCGUCAGCACUGGGAUCCCAGCGACCCUGGCUUGGACCCAGCACUCAGGAGCCUCGUGGCCACCGCCGACCUGCGGAGCCAGUGGCAGAAGAUCCGCGCCCAGGCAAAGCCAAGCCGCCGCCUGCCGGCCGGCUCUGGUGCCAAGGCUGCUGCGGCACGAGGUGCCAAAGCCAAAGCUAAGCCCUUGGCGCCCCCGGCGUCGCCGGAGGAGAAGGCGGCGCGGAGGCUGCAGGCGCUGGCGCGAGGCUUCCUGGGGCGUCGCCUGGCUUCGCGGAAGCGGUGCGAGCGGCGGCAACUUGCGGAGGCCGUGCGGUGCGCCGAGGUGGCCGCACUGAAAGCGGAGAAGCGCCGGGCGGAGGCCCAGCGCGGCAAGGAGGAGGAGAAGCGGCGCAGGGCGCAGAAGCUGGUGGCGGACACCCGGCUUCUGCUGGAAGCCUCCUUCGAGGGCCAGGAGCAGAAGGUGCAACAACUGCUGGAGAGCCUCCCGGUGGACGCGGCGGCGCCCUCCGGCGCCACGGCUUUAUCGGAGGCGGCGGCCGCGGGCAAAGGCCCCGUGGUGCAACUGCUGCUGCAGCGCAAGGCCAACCCCAACAGCCGCGGGGAGUUCCAGCGGACGCCGCUGUGGCGGGCCUCGUACAGCGGACGUUUGGAGCUAGUGCCGCUGCUUCUGGAAGCUGGUGCCGACCCGCGGCUGCGCGAUGAUGACGCCCAGACCCCUGCAGAUGUCUGUGGCACGGAGGACCUUGUGUCAGUCUUUGCCUCCUGGGAUCUUGCUCGCACGGAUGAGCUGCUGGAGGACUUCAAGGACUGGCUGGAGGAGCAGCGGAGUGCCGAGCAGCAGCGCCACCUUGCGGCCACGCAGGGCCUGGAGCGCCGCUACGAGGCUUCCUGGAAGAGGCACCAGGCCGCGCAGAUGAUGCUGGCGAAAGCAAAGAUGCAGAUGCGAAGCAGGGAGAAGGAGUGGGGCGCAAAGCUUGCAGCUGGCCACAAGGACGCCUUGGACGCCUGUGCCUCUGCUGAUGCCGCGCUACGGGAGGCUGAGGAGGCGGCAGAGGAGGCACGCAGGGACUUCGAGGAGGCUGCCUUGGCACGCCUUGAUGCCAUGGGGGAUGGAGUCCUCCCUGGCCGUGACGUGCCGGUGAAGGCGCUGAACGACGUGCUCAUCAAGGACUUGGGGGGCCGGAUCGCAGGGAGCAACAGGUGGCCGCUGGUGGUGGAUGCUGGGGAGAUCGCUCAGAAGCUCCUCCAGUACUCCGGCAACGCGUUGCUGAGUUUCUUCGGCGACGUGGCGCCGGAGCGCCUGCGCCUGGGGCUGCUCACCAUGCUCCGCGCAGGAGGCAUCCUGGCGCUGGACUUGCAAUCUUUCGGCGCGGGCGUCAGCCUGGAGCUGCUGAAAAUGCCCUUUGAGGAGCUGCAGAAAGGGCUCUUCCAGCACCUUUGUAGUCGCCAGCUGCUGAAGGCAACGGGCGGCCGGCCAGCCUUCUUCGACUUGAUCACCAAGGAGGAACGGAAGGAGAAGUUCCCGCCCCAGGUUUUUGAUGAGCAGCGUCUGGCCAGCUUCAAAUUCCUGGUGGUCACGUCCACCGACCUCCCACACGAAGAGCUGAUGGAGCACUUUGACCUCAUCCGCGUGCUGCCAGUGACCCAGAGUGGUGCACGCUUCCGCCUACGUGGGGUGAAUUGGUACGGUGCCAGCGACAGCGCCCACGUGGUGGGGGGUCUGGAGGUGCAGAGCCUGGACACCAUUGGCCGAUCUAUUGCUCAGCUGGGCUUCAACGUCGUCCGCCUCCCCUUCUCCAAUGAGAUGCUGAGGAGCCUUUGUCGCGAAGGAAGUAUCAACUUCGAGAAGAACCCCUCGCUUCGUGGCCUGACUGCUUUGCAGGUCUUUGACGAGGUGAUCCAUGCACUGGGGCGUCAGAAGCUGGCAGUGGUGUUGAACAACCACACCAGCUAUGGCGAGUGGUGCGGCGGGCCUGAUCGCAACGGCUUGUGGUUUGACCCCAGCAGCGACACGUACACAGAGGAGCAGUGGAUCGAAGACUGGGCCAUGCUCGCGCGGCGCUACAAGCACUGCCUCUACGUGGUCGGCUUUGAUCUGCGCAACGAGGUCCGCUUCUGCCCCUGGCCCUUCCGUUGGCCCAGCCUGGGCCCUCGCCCCUGGCCAUGCGCCGACUGGGCGUCGGCGGCCGCGACCUGCGGGCGCCGUGUGACGGAGGCGGCGGGGACGCCACGGCUGCUGGUGGUCGAGCGGAUCAUUUGGCCAAUGCGGAGCUUGGAGGCGUAUGCAGCAGAGGGCCUGCUGCUCCCGGACUGGAAGGACCACCUGGUUUUGGGCGUCCAUCACUACAGCUGGAACGGCCCAGGCAGAUAUCUCGCCUUCGGCCACAUGAUGACAAAGGGCUUCAUGUGGUUCAUGAAGAUCUUCCUCCGUUUGCUGGGCAUCUUUUCUCCGCGGAACUACGGCGACAUGGCGUCCCGCGAGCUGCGGGAGGAGCUGCACCGGCAGUGGGGCCACCUGCUGGAGAGGGACGUGUGCCCCGUGUGGGUCAGCGAGUUCGGCACCAACAAAGGGGGCUACGACCUCAGCUGGUUCCAGCGCUUCGUGGAGAUCUUGGGCCAGAUGGAGGCCGACUUUGCCUACUGGCCGCUGAACGUGGGGCCAAAGCCCAGCUGCGGCGGGGAGGAGAGCUACGGGGUGCUCGGGCCUGACUGGACGCCCAGUAUGGACAAUGAGCUGGACGACUUCUGGCAAACCCACCUUACUGCAGAUGCCAUGGUGAGCACCAUGCGCCAGGCGGUGGGCGACACCUUUCAGCUGCUCCUCACUGCCUUGUGGCUCUACACCCGGGAGGCUUGGCUGCGGCACCUGUUGGACGCCUUGUCCGUGGCGCUGUGUGCCUCACACACCGACGAGGGCAACCGCGGCGGCACGGGCUCGGCGCCGGAGCCGCCGCUGGCGGAGCUGGCGCCGGCCUUCGCCCCCGUGGCGCCGCUGGUGGAGGCGCUGGCGCCGUGCAUGCAGCUGGUGCAGUCCGCUCUCUCCUGGUUUGAGGAAGCCAACAUCCGCCACACAGCAGUCACGUACCGACCGCUACUUUUGCCCAUGCUCGGGCUGCAGAAGCUGGUGGACAGGUACGUGGCCUCCCGAAAGACUCCGGAGCCUGAGAAGGAGCGCCGCCUGGAGAGCGGCUUCUGGCUCUCCUUAGGCGGCGGCUCCUUCUUCAGCGCCCUCUCCUCCCGGAGCAUGGCCAUCAGCAGACUAGCAAAAACUCGGUGCAAUGUGCUGCUCAUCAUCAGGCCGGAUGAGAUCUCGCCCAGCUUUCCGAAGCACAUGUCGCUGCGUGGGAACAAUGUUGAUGACUCUUUGUUCUCCCUGGAGACGAUCUUCCGAAUUGGGCGCAUCACCCGGACUGUCAGCACGGAGCUGGACGUGGACGGCUCCUCCAGCUUCACGGGGCCCAACUGCCGCUGGCCCGUGAUCAUCAUCGAAGUGUACUCCGUGAGUUGCUACACGGAAGCCAUGGAGCUCCUACAAGAGCGCGGCCAGCUGCGCAGCGGGGAGCUCUUGUCCAGAGUGGAGGAAUGGACGCAGUGUGCUCCACCUGAUCGGGAGGCGGAUCGCCUCUACGCUGCGGGCCUUCUGCUUUCCAAGGUCGCACGCUCCACGGAGAGCAACUUUGGAGGGCGGAAGCCCCGCUACCCGGCGGCCGAGCUGAACACCUUCAAGGAGAAGGCCAAGGAGAAGCUGCUGGCGGCCGCUGCGUGCGCCACUGCGGGGGGGCACUGGGAGCUGGCGGCGCAGGCGGCGGCCGCUGCGGAGGAGCUGAGCUCGAAGGUCUGCUGA